GAUGGAUUGUAUGCAUUAAAACAUGAACGUGACAUGCAGUGCCGCAUCGCAUCCGUCAUGUCAUGCACACACGCACAGCACAUGGCAUGGCAUGAAGAGCAAAUAAACACGAAAUACACACCUACAUAGACACAUAGAAGCGAAACUCAUGUCCGUACGCAUCAUCACAUCGUUGUUCUGCCUGCUGGAUGGGCACCGCACCGUGCUCAGACGCACGGAAAUCAAAUGCAGGUAGGCACCCAUCCAUCUGCGGCCUGUACUGGGCCGGCCAGAGACGAGCACAGCACAGCACCCAUCCCAUCCAUCCCAUUUCUGUCUGCAUCCAUCGUCAGUCACUAUACAAUCGUCAAUGCGUACCUGUGCUGUGCGUGGGUAUGGAUGGUAUGUAUGCACACAUAUUCGUGUCUGCCCUGCCCAGGGAUGCCCGUCUCUCCGUCAAAAGAAGCCCCCAGCCAGCUACCCAGCCAGCUACGGAACAAUCAAUUCACCAAAAACGAGUAUUUAUUCAUUGUCCCGUCCCAACCAAUCAAUCUGCAGAUAGUUCCCCCCUCCCGCUACAGGUGGGCUGGGCGCCUGUCUGUGUGUCCAUUCAUGUGUCUACAUAUCUACAGUUCGUCUUUCUCGGUGCUCUCGGGCGCGUCGAAUGGCAGGUCCAUGCCGUACUCGUGUGGAUACCGCAAGAGCUCCCCGUAGUCGGUGAGCUUCGACUGCACCACACUCUCAAGCUUCUCCAGCAUAGUUGCCAGCGUCAAGGACGCGUCUGCACAUAACAUACACGCACACAUACAUACAUACAUACAUACAUACAAGGGGAAAUAAAUGGAUGCAAUGCAGCGCAUAGGUUAGAUGGGUGGUUGUGUGUCGUGCCGGUGGGUGGGCGGAUGGGUCCCGGGGUGGGGGAUUCUGACCUUCAUCUAGUCCGGCGUCAGCGAGCAUGUCGGUGACGUCCCUCUCGUGGUCGCCCUCUGAGUGCUGGACGAUGAUGGCCUCGAUUUCCUUUUCGUCGAUGACGCCGUCCUUGUUGGCGUCAUAGCUAUCGAACUCCUUCUUCAUGCUCUCCUCGUCCUCCUCAGACGCUGACAACGACACUCAUGGGCAUGCCUGAUCUGCUUUACAUCUGCCUCCAUUUGUCUGGUGCAUCUGUUAACUCACCCUCCUGCCCCUUGAACUCGGCGAAGCUGAUCUGCCUGUUGCCAUCCGUGUCCUGCUGCUGAAGAAGCACAGCACAACCACAUCAGCAGCAGAGGCAAUCAGCCGUCGAUGCACAUCGCAUGCCGUUGGCCUCGCCUCUUUUCUCAGCUCACCUUGAGUAUUUCGUCUAUUUCGACCUUCAUGAGAGCUGGAUCUUCGCCCACAUGCAGCAGCUUCUUGAACUCCUCAACCGUCAGCUUGCCGUCUGGAUAUACACACGACACAUGCACGACACGAACAAGAGAGAGGUGCAUGAGUGUGUUGAAAGCAAGACCGCUAUUCUGCCACUCACCGCCGUCCUUGUCUACCGUCUUGAACCGAAGCUGCUCUCACACACCAACACCGACGCAUCGAUCGAUCAGUGGCCUGCCUGCAUGAUCCCCGUUUCUUGCUCACUCACCGCAAUAUCCUCCUUGCCCUCUGCCGCCGCCGCCUCAUCCUCGCCGAAGUAUGCAUCGUGCAAUUCGCUGAGGUCGACAAAUCCGCUCUUGUCCUUGUCGAUGGCAUCGAACUCGAGGUUGCUCUGCCGCAUCUGCACCUGUGGGUGGAGCCUCUUGAGCCACUCGCUCAUCUCCUUCUUGGUCAGCUUGCCGUCGCCGUCCUUGUCCAGCACCGGGAACAGCUUGCUCAUCCGCUCCUCUAUCUCAGGGCGCGCCAAGCCCAGCGAGUCCUCCAGCCCCUCGGUCUCGUCCAUCAUCUCGUCCGCCAUCUCGUCGUAGCCGAAGUCACCCUCGGCCUCCUCGCCGAACGUGAUGUCGUCCUCAUCCUCCUGAGCCACCGACGCAGCCACCAGGAAGGCACCGAAGAUCAGCAGUGAUAAUCUCAUUUCUCCUUCAGCAAAUGCUAUAGUCCCAAACAGCUGCAGUCUGUCGGAGAUGCUGCACGGCUGUGGGGGGGGAGUGUGGGAUCG
This is a messenger RNA of Vitrella brassicaformis, 2101 nucleotides long. The record is from the annotation of a GenBank genome assembly. Lineage: Eukaryota; Vitrellaceae.